AACGGACACCGAGCGUCCACAUGGACGCCUAGCAGCUAGCCGUUAGAUUUCUGGAAACUUCCAGAAGCUGGCGUAGUCGAAUUUUCAUCUAAAUACGAGUAGAAGGUUUGCCUCUGGUGACUAAGUAGUAAACCUUCCAUCAAGUCUAACAGUAAUAGGCUCAACUCAGGAAGUGGAGUUUUUCCUGUUGUACAACAAUGAUGCCUGGCCCCAGUAAAGUGGAUGGGAAUAUAGUCCAUCCACGUGAAAUUCAUGAAAUUCAAGAAAUUGAAGGACCACGAGCAAUUGCCUCUAUCCUGAACUAUUGUCAGCUUAUAUUUAAAACUGUUCAAAGACUGGAAAAUAAGUUUGAUGACUUGGAUGAAAAAGUAACAAAAAUUUAUCGUGCUCGCUCUAGAUCCUUCUGGAAUUAUCCUCCUCUGAGAUCUGCAGUCAGAAAAUACAAUUACCUGAGGUCUAAAAGAGUUAAAGUGCAGAAAGUGGAACAAAUAGUUCAUGAUGAUUCCUUCACCUAUCCUCAAAGUUAUAGUCCAACUUCACCAGUCUGCAGGAGGCAAGAUAAUAACCAGGAUAUGGAAAACAUCGAGCCCAUGGAUUAUACCCUGCCUUUCCAAUACACUGAUGCUAUCAACAACAGCCAAUCUUUCCAGUAUACCGAUGAUAUCAACAACAGCCAGACUUUCCAGUACACUGAUACAGUCAACCUCAGCCCAACUGUUCAGUACACCGAUUCAGUCGACCUCAGCCAGACUAUCCAGUACACUGAUACAGUUGAUCUCAGCCAGACUAUCCAGUACACCGAUAAUGCUGACCUCAGCCAAACUGUCCAAUACACCGAUACAGUCGACCUCAGCCAGACUAUCCAGUACACCGAUUCAGUGGACCUCAACCAGACUAUCCGGUACACUGAUUCAGUGGACCUCAACCAGACUAUCCGGUACACUGAUUCAGUGGACCUCAACCAGACUAUCCGGUACACUGAUUCAGUCGACCUCAGCCAGACUAUCCAGUACACUGAUAAUGUUGACCUCAGCCAAACUGUCCAGUACACUGAUACGGACGACCUCAGCCAAACUGUCCAGUACGCUGAUACUGUCAAUAAUGCCCAGUCUUUCCAGUAUACCAGUACUGUCAACAACACCGAGAAUAUCCAAAAUCCUGAGGACGAUGAUGUUUUUGAUUCAGAGGAUUCCCAGGAAGUAGUGUUUGCUGCAUCUACACCAGAGAGAGACUAUCAAGAAACUCCACCAAGUCCUGUAUAUACAACCCAAACAUAUGCGGAGUAUUACAGGUUUAAAGAUGUACCUGGCUCUUCUACAAUGCCCUACUUUAGUGACUUUGAAAUUCCCAAUAUGGACACCAUCAUUUCUGCCACUUCAAGAGCAAAGGAAGAAAGUACACUCCCUCCAGGCGAGCUUAUCCCCAUACAGAAUCCUGAAAUGAGGCAAAUGGCCUUACUGGAGGCUCAGCGUACACCUGUGAUUGACCCUAACACUUUUGGUUCAUCACCUGAGUGUAACAGGGUUGUUGUAAGACACCUUGGUAACCCUGUAAACUGGUCUGUGAGUGAUGUGAUAACAUUUCUGAACCGUUUAGAUCCUCCAUUGGCAGACCAACUCUACCCUACCAUCAGAAAACAUGAUAUCGAUGGGAAAGCCCUGCUGCUGAUCGAUAGUGAUACAAUGAUAAAAUAUAUGGGGGUGAAGGUGGGAGUAGCCAUAAAGUUUGGAGACUAUAUUAAAAAGCUUAAAGAAGGAGUAAACUUUGGCCAGUAAAAAAAAUGUUUAUAAAACUUUAAAUGUUCUUACAAAUUCUUCCUUAAUGCACAGAUGAUUCCCUAUGCUUAUUAGAUUUUUAAAGAAGAUUCUUAUGAUACCUUAUAACUAGAAUUGAAAAAAUACAUUAUAUUGAAAGCCUGUUUCAAGAUACAUCUAACAUAUUAAUAUUAGCAUAUACAGACUGGCAGUUUAUUCCAUCUUUAUAAUAUUUUCAUUUUAUAAUUUAUAAACAUGCUUCAUGUAAGAAACAAAAAAGGAUUUGAGUUUAUCUUUAUGCAUAUUUUUAAAGCAACUAAAGAGGAAAUAUAAGAAACCAAUAACUCCCAUAAUUAAAGUGGUGAGAAAUUUUUACAGAAGAGAAAAUUAAAGGAGAAUAUAUAGUUACCCUCCUUGGAUGUCUUAUUUAUAUAUUACUGGAGUAUAUUUUUCAUGUUCUCCCAGUUUUCAGGAAAACACUCAAUAGGCAUA
Molecule: messenger RNA, 2246 nt
Organism: Rattus norvegicus (Norway rat)
Lineage: Eukaryota; Metazoa; Chordata; Mammalia; Rodentia; Muridae
Gene: Scml1
Product: Scm polycomb group protein like 1
Exons: 7
Coding region: 201-1775 (524 amino acids)
Source: RefSeq, marked validated